This is a messenger RNA of Volvox carteri f. nagariensis, 1397 nucleotides long. RefSeq lists its product as uncharacterized. Gene Ontology annotation, biological process: regulation of DNA-templated transcription. The coding region runs from base 160 to 942 and encodes 260 amino acids. Gene Ontology annotation, cellular component: nucleus. The record is from RefSeq and is a predicted model, not a curated record. The transcript is spliced from 5 exons. NCBI's taxonomy places the organism in Eukaryota, Viridiplantae, Chlorophyta, Chlorophyceae, Chlamydomonadales, Volvocaceae.
AACCCGCAUGUAUAUACAGAAAGAUCGAUGAACAUAUGCCAGCACAUCUAGGUAUUUUAAAUUGCUGAGCUACGAUUUGCAGCCCGACGCGAGGCCUACAUUUCAGUUGGCCGGAAGUGCAAGGCUGUACAGAAGAAACCCAGGGCUAGAAAUCCCUUAAUGAAAAGGAAAGAUGCGGCGGUUGGGGCGCUAGGGCUUGGUGGAUAUGCGAGCGACGAUGAAGACGAUGAUUAUAGCCAGGAGCCUGGGCCUGAGGACAAUACGGAGGAUCAAUCUAAUGGCGACCAUGGUCCAGGCGUGCUUUUGCCGAAUUACCGGAGUCGAGAGUCUCUGGACCUCAAUGGCCUUGAAGAUGAAGCAUUAGCUGAGGAGCGGCGUCGGUCCCCAGAGACAGCCGAGACCUCGGGUGCUGACGGCGGAGGUGACGAAGGGUACGGCACCGGGCGAUUGGAUCCGGAUAACCCUUUGAACAGGCUCCCCCCUGAGCUUCGGGAUCCGCUGCCGACGACCUGCCCCGAAGAGCUGCAGGCGCGCUUCAGCCAGUACUUGGACAAGCUGCGCUCCAAGGGCAUCUCGCUGACGGACUCGAUCACGCACCGCAAGGAUUUCCGCAACCCGGACUUUCUGCAGAAGCUGGUGGACCAUUUCCAUGUGCAGGAGCACGGCAGCGCCUUUCCGCCCGACGUGUUCGACCCGGAUAGCCUGCCGCCGGAGGAUAUCAUAGACCAACUCAUCAAGGCACUGGAGCGGGAGCAGGAGCGCCGGGCGCGGUUGCGGGAGCAGCAGUCGGCCGCUGGCACCGCCCGGAUAGACUUCACCAAGGCCACCGGGCAGUUUGGCCACAUCCCCGCAUCCAAUAGCGCCACCAACCUGGCCAUGGCACAACAGGCGGCGGCCUUCGCCCAGGCGGCGGUUGCCAGGGUGGUGGGAAGUAAGCGCUGAUUACAACGAAACAUAAACACAACGAAUAUUGGCACAGACGUGAAUUCUCACACGCUCGCGCUUGUUUGUGUUCGUGUUUGGAUGGCCUCACUCUUAAACUCUAAACUACGUGCGCACAGCAAGACUUCCUGGCUUCGGGAGAGGGUUGUGAGAGGCUGAGUAGGGCCUUUUGCCUUGGACGAUACUGUAUUGCAUUCACGUCUUGGUAGUUGAUGCGCGUCAGUGGGCUUUCCUGUGUGACUGUGCCUCGUUGCUGGUGCGUGCGCUUUGCGAUGUAGCACGGCGUGUUGUUGGCGGCGGAGACCCACCGUACUCGUUUGGUUGCAUCGAUUAAGGAAAGUUCGCCCACAUGGCUAAUGAAGAGCUACAUAGUAAUCGAGGGUAAUGGAGGUUGUCGGGAAUCCUUUCCCUGAAUGGUAAGACACAAUGUGCCUGCUGCAAGGUUCAACACCCGC